AUGGGGUUUGGUGCCAAAGUCAAAGGACAGGCGAGAAAACUUCGGAGGAAGUUGAUGAAGUGUUUCCAGAAAGACCAGAAGAGGUCAAAGAAGGGGACGGAGACAGCCGAAUCAAACGUCCGGGUUACGGCAGAGCCUGACGCGUACAUGUUUGUUCCCACCACGACCACGUUCCAGAACGUGCACACCGAUGUGGUGAAACUGAUCAUCUUGAUCAUCGCCCUCGCACGGCUUUUGGAGUUCUUAUUCGGGAUCAACUUCCACAAAUUGUCUAACCGUGAGUACAGGCCGGUCCAGAGGGUCUCAAGAUUCCGGGACUUGGCGAAGUACCCGUACGAGGAGCCGAGCCGGACCCGCCGGGUCUCCCACACUCCGCCUGCGCGCCAGCUCGCCGUUCUGCCGCCUCCGCCUUCUUACAGGCAGAUGACGUUCGUCAAGAAGACGAGAGAAGAAAUCCUGGUGGAGAAGAACCUGUCAGUGGUAGGGUACGACCGCGACAGGGUGGCCACUGAUGGCAACUGCUUCUUUGAAGCAGCGGCCAGACAACUCCGAAGGGGAGACCCACGUGUCGUCACCACCGCCCAACAACUCCGGCAGGACCUUAUCCGCUACAUCCGCGCUCACGCAGAAAAGUACUCCAUCGCCGUGCCGGGCGGGCUCUGGGCGUUCCACCGGGAGCUGGACGAUCUGUCUCGGCCGGGUCACUGGUGCAUGGACCUGGGAGACACCCUGCCGAUCGCUCUCGCAAACUUCACCUCCAGGGAGGUCAACCUGGUCACCAGCAUCCCCGCCAUGCCGGUCAUCACGCUCGAACCUGACGGCGAGGAGUCCGGCUCCCCUCUGGUCUUGGCGUACCUCAACACCCCGGGAGGGGAGCACUACGAUGCCACGAAGAGGAAGAGGAGCGGCUAG
Messenger RNA from Branchiostoma belcheri (Belcher's lancelet), 912 nucleotides. RefSeq lists its product as uncharacterized. Gene Ontology annotation, molecular function: structural constituent of ribosome. The coding region runs from base 1 to 912 and encodes 303 amino acids. NCBI's taxonomy places the organism in Eukaryota, Metazoa, Chordata, Leptocardii, Amphioxiformes, Branchiostomatidae. Gene Ontology annotation, cellular component: mitochondrial small ribosomal subunit. The transcript has 2 exons. The record is from RefSeq and is a predicted model, not a curated record.